GGCUGCAACCUCGUUCCACCACCAUCCACGAGGCCGUCUGGUGAGCAGAGCUUGCGAUCGAUGCCGUCGGCGCAAGGCCAAGGUCAGUCUAGUCCAUCUAGCCUAUUGCAUUGCAUCGCUUUCCCAUCCCAUCCUCUCCUUUCCCUUCUUCAUGUCUCGGUCCCUGGUCCCUGCUUGCUUGCUCUUCCUGCAUGCUCCCUCCUCUCCCUCUCUUCGUUAUACCUCACGUCUGUAAUGUUGGGUUGUGCAUACAUUGACACCAUAUACAUCAUCAUACGAGUGUAUAUGUAAAUUUGUAUUCACAACUCACCGUCGACUCUGUCUGUCUGUCUGAUGCUGCGCUACUCCUCCGUCCCCUCCGUCUUACAACUUGAUCCCUUCUCCUCCAUCUCCCCACUGACACCACACAAGUGCGAAUACCUCAGCGCCGUCGAUAGCUGCACGCACUGCCGCGAUGCCCACGUGCAGUGCACUUUCGACUUGCCACUGGCCCGACGCGGUCCCAAAGCCAGGAAGAAGAGCGAUCAGCCCGGCCAGCCACCUCCAGACCCGAGCUCUCUCUCCACCGGGGCUCGUGGAUCCGGCCAGAUGCCGCCGCCGUUGAGCUUCUCCGGCCCCGCAGCAGGUGGACUGCAGCCCUUCAACUCGUCCUCGCUCUCGCCCGAGACGGCGUGGGAGCCCGUCGAGCCUCUCAGCAUCGAGAAUGGCCUGCCACGGCAGCCGCUGGGCGACCUGCCCGGCCUCUCCACAAUUCAGAACAUCUCGACUCGCCAGCGGUGGCUACACCUCGCCCACGCAAUGACGUUGCGCAGCACGACGCUAGAACGGGUCUCGAAGCGAUGUAUCGACCUCUUCUUCGACUACCUCUAUCCUCUCACCCCCCUGGUGUACGAGCCUGCCCUCCGGGACGUCCUUGCAUACAUCUUCUCGCAGCCCUUGCCCGGCAUGAACCAACCAUCGCCGCUGUCCCAGCUCACGCCAGACCCGACCACUGGCACCACCCCCAUCAGUUCUGCCGAGUCGUGGACGGGCUUCGGCCAGCCCAGCGGCUCCAGGAUCGUUGGCAGCAGGUUGGCUCCUUGGGUCGACUCGACCUUCACCCUGGUCACGGCCGUCUGCGCAGAGGCAGCAUUCAUGCUACCCAAGGACAUUUUCCCCGAAGGAGAAUCCGUCUCGGAAAUCUUUCUCGAGGCCUCUCGCGACUGCCUUCACCAGCAUCUCGAGGCCGACCUGGAGAAUCCGACGGCCAACUCGAUUGCCAUCCGCUACUUCCACUCCAACUGCCUCCACGCCGCGGGGAAGCCGAAAUACUCGUGGCACAUCUUUGGCGAGGCCAUCCGCCUGGCGCAGGUCAUGCACCUCCACGAGGAGGCUUCGCUCGAGGGGCUCGUCCCCAUCGAGGCAGAGUUCCGGCGCCGUUGCUUUUGGAUUUUGUAUCUGGGCGACAAGUCCGCCGCUAUACUCAAUAACCGUCCCAUCACUAUCCACAAGUACUGCUUCGACACGGGUAUUACUACCCUUUACCCGUCUGGUAUUGAGGAUGAGUUUCUGAACACGGCCUCCGAGCCGCCCAGAAAAAGCUUUAUUUCCGGGUUCAACGCAAACGUGCGGCUGUGGCAGUCCGCCGCCGAUCUGCUCCUGGAAAUCCGGGUGCUUCAGGACCAGAUGAUGCAGCAUUUUAGGGGCAGCAUGCCCCCCAACCACGUUCUGCCAUCUGCCGACAGGCAACACCUCGACUCCCUCUAUGUCAGGUUCAUCACCUGCUUGGACGACCUCCCGCCGUACCUCCAGUCAUGCACGCUAGCCAUGGCAGCAAUGGCCGAGGGCAACGGGUCGGCCGAGUCCAAGCAGUACGUGAUCCAAUGCAUUAACCUGCAGGUGACGUUUCACUGUCUGCGCAUGGUGAUUACACAGAAAUUCGAAGAUCUCUCUUAUUUUGCUCCUGGCGUUGAGCAGGCCGAUUUGAGGAAGUCGGAGAUUGUACGAGACAUGUUGAGAGUGAUGAACGAAGCGCCCUUUUGGGGCCUCCAGGCCAAUGGCGAGCCGAAUGUGGAAAAGAUUCGCCUUAUCGGAGCUAGUUUGUUAGCCAUUAUCCAUCGGAACCAGGAUUCACCCCUGGCGACGCGAGCUAGGAGCGACUUUACGGUGCUCUUGGAUAUUCUCACGCGGCUGGACUCCAAGGCCUCGGAUCAGCUUAGGAACACGUCUAAUACCGUUGUUGGCUAAAUGUGCGGAAUGGAACAGAAGCCAAAGGACACAAAAAAAUUUGUAACUUUUGUAAAUAUGGCAGGGAUUCCCUAUUCUUCCCUAUUCUUCCCCCCCGUUCAGCGAGUUGGGUAUUGUGUUGUCUUCCAUGGGGGGCAAAAGGCGUUUUUUGCAUGGGUGUAAUUUUACGUAUGGAGCCAUUUUAUUUUGUGUAUAGGUACCUUAUUUUCCAUUGCAUUAAUGAGAUUAACCAAGAUCUGCCGUC
This is a messenger RNA of Trichoderma harzianum CBS 226.95, 2470 nucleotides long. RefSeq lists its product as hypothetical. The coding region runs from base 334 to 2226 and encodes 630 amino acids. NCBI's taxonomy places the organism in Eukaryota, Fungi, Ascomycota, Sordariomycetes, Hypocreales, Hypocreaceae. The transcript is spliced from 2 exons. Gene Ontology annotation, molecular function: zinc ion binding; DNA binding. Gene Ontology annotation, biological process: DNA-templated transcription. The record is from RefSeq and is a predicted model, not a curated record.